Hyposmocoma kahamanoa is the source of this 626-nucleotide messenger RNA. RefSeq names its product vascular endothelial zinc finger 1-like. The annotation marks the transcript as partial. Gene Ontology annotation, biological process: regulation of transcription by RNA polymerase II. Gene Ontology annotation, cellular component: chromosome. The record is from RefSeq and is a predicted model, not a curated record. The transcript is spliced from 5 exons. Gene Ontology annotation, molecular function: chromatin insulator sequence binding. Lineage: Eukaryota; Metazoa; Arthropoda; Insecta; Lepidoptera; Cosmopterigidae.
CAUACAGAUACCAGACGCUAUGUAUGUGGCACAUGUGGAAAAAGAUUCCUUGACAAACAGACAUUGGACGAACAUGGGGUCACGCAUUUGCAGAUAAAACCUUUCCAAUGCCACAUCUGCCUGAAACAAUUAACUCGCCGCUCACGGCUUCGAAUGCAUCUACGAGCACACGAAGAAGAAUUACGCCCCAGACUGGUUCUAGUUUGCGCAGUUUGCUCACGAGCCUUCCGGGACGCUGAUCACGUACAGGAGCACAUAACUAGAUGUCCGGAAUGUAUAGAAGAGUUCGCCAACGAGUUAAAGGAAGAAGAAGCUGUCACUGUACUACUGUCUCCAACCAGCGGCCUUGUCAGACAUACCGUCCAGAUUAUUGAGUCCCCAAAACUAUCAAAACCAAUACGUCGCCAAGUGGAAGGGUCUCAAGCCGAACCUCUGCUGUCGCGAGUGUCGGAUGAGGCGCGCGCCAUCAUACGCGUCGUCGAAAUAGAAAAGGCCUUCCGCUGCGAAUAUUGUGAGGAUGUAUUCUAUUCAGAAGACGGCCUAAACAAUCACCGCGUUAUCCAUAAAGGCGUCAAGAACCCUUUCACUUGUCACAUCUGUAAAGUUAGCUUCGCUACGUAUUCCAG